GAAGAUAAGCAGAAUGGCGCCAAAACAAGUGUGUCUGGUGUUGAGAAAGGUAGAGUGUCAGUGUUUGUGAUGAAGGGAGAUUCAGUCAGUCUACACACUGAUGUUAAAACAAACCAACAAGAAGAUAUUAAAUGGUAUUUUAAUGACAUUCGCAUCGCUCAAAUCGCUGGAGAUCUCAGUUUUAACUGUACAGAUGUUCAGUGUAAUGAAGGCACUGAGAGAUUCAGAGACAGACUGAAGCUGGAUCAUCAGACUGGAUCUCUGACCAUCACAAACACCAGAACCACAGACUCUGGACUUUAUGAAUUAAAGAUCAUCAGCAUCAGAAACAGCAGUGAAAAGACCUCCAGUGUUACUGUUUAUGAUGUUCCUGCUGCUGAACGAGAUGAAAUGAAGACAAAGUCAGUGAAGGAGGGAGAAUCUGUCACUUUAGAUCCUGGUGUAGUAAAAAACCCAAAUGAUUUUAUGACGUGGUAUUUUAAUGACAUUUGCAUCGCUGAAAUCACUGAAGAACCCAGAAAGAUCUGUACAGAUGUUCAGUGUAAUGAAGGUCCUGAGAGAUUCAGAGACAGACUGAAGCUGGAUCAUCAGACUGGAUCUCUGACCAUCACAAACAUCACAAUCACAGACUGUGGACUCUAUAAUCUACAGAUCACCAGCAGCAGCUUCAGCAUCAUUAGGAGCUUUAGUGUUACCGUCACUGAUUCAGGUCUGUCUUCAGCUGCUGUAGCAGGAAUUUGUGCUGCUGCUGCUGUUGGUGUCCUGCUGCUGAUGGCUAUAUCUCUUUAUUUACUGCACCGUCCAGUAAGCAGGAAAGACACCAGGACGCAGCACAAUGAUCGGGCGAAUGGUGUUAACGAUUUGUCGCCUAAUCAGAGUGACGUUCCACUGGUGGAUGAUGGUAAUGAGAGGUCCAUUAAUCACCAUUAAUCACACUGAUGCUCUAGUGAAGAACACUACCAAUGACUCGUCCUCUAAUAAUAUUGAGAUUGAGCCUGCGGCUGCCAGUGAGAUUUAAAAACAAAAAAUAAUAAUAAUAAGGAAAGAAGUCUACCUAUUUAUUUGAAGAGAAUUAGCUCAAUUUUCCAGUUUUAUAUUAGCGGUGAUUGUUAGUUCCCUGCAUGCUUUCUGAAGGAUCAUGUGAUACUGAAGACUGGAGUAAUGAUGCUGAAAAUUUAGCUU
Messenger RNA from Sinocyclocheilus rhinocerous, 1182 nucleotides. RefSeq lists its product as uncharacterized. The coding region runs from base 70 to 930 and encodes 286 amino acids. The transcript is spliced from 6 exons. The record is from RefSeq and is a predicted model, not a curated record. Lineage: Eukaryota; Metazoa; Chordata; Actinopteri; Cypriniformes; Cyprinidae.